UGAACCUGGCAAAAUGUCGGCGUCCAGAGCUGAAACGGAAAGUUUCCCUGGAGACGGGAGCAAUGCGACUGAUGAUGAAUAUGAGGAGGAGGAACAACUUGUUUUGGUGGAAUUGACAGGAAUAAUUGAUUCAGAUAUAUUGGAAAAAUGUGGCAACAAAUGCAAAAUUCUGGGUAUUAACACAGAAAAUCCGUUCCUCCAAUUGGAUAAGUACGUGUUUGCUGGAGAGUAUGAAGAUACUCUCGGUACUUGUGUGAUCUUUGAAGAAGUUUUAGAACAGGGCAAGGCAUGUUACAAAAAGGACAAAGGAGAUGGGGAGAACCCAAAACCACAGCUGAAAUAUAAGUGCCAUACAGCAAAGAAACUAAAUAUGACCAGGACUUUUUUGACAGAAAAAAAAGAAUGUGACGAGGAUGGAGGUAAAGUAGAAUGGUUUCAGAUUAAAGAUGACAAUGACUCAACAAUGCCCAACAUGAUAUGCAGCUUUGUCCAGGAAAGUGAGGGUGAGGAUGCAGAGGAUGGAUCUCUCAGUGAGGAAGAGACAGUGCAGCUUAAUGCUUCCACUGAGGAUUCUGGGAAUUUAAAUCAAAGCUUUGACACGGAAAAGCAGGACAUUGAGAUGGAUGAGCCUACACAAUGCCAACAAUAUGAGCAGGAAACUAAACAGACAUUUGAACAUAGCUUACCUGGAGAUCAGGCAGACAAAACUUCAUGACUUUUAUCAUCUUUACAUUAAAAAGAAAAGGUAAAUGGCUAAUAUGAUUAACUGUUACACAUUCCACAGCCUCUGCUUAAAGAAAGAAACUUGCUGGAGAACUCCAUUGUUAUAUCUUGUCAUUGCAUCUUAAAUAUUAAUUGUGCAAUAGGCCACCAUUUGCAGGCAUGUGAUAAGUGGUAAAAAUGGGG
Messenger RNA from Pelobates fuscus (common spadefoot toad), 906 nucleotides. It is a transcript of the gene GTF3C6, whose product is annotated as general transcription factor IIIC subunit 6. Gene Ontology annotation, biological process: transcription by RNA polymerase III. Bases 14 to 715 code for a protein of 233 amino acids. NCBI's taxonomy places the organism in Eukaryota, Metazoa, Chordata, Amphibia, Anura, Pelobatidae. The transcript is spliced from 6 exons. The record is from RefSeq and is a predicted model, not a curated record. Gene Ontology annotation, cellular component: transcription factor TFIIIC complex.